UUCUCACUGAUACCAGAAGCGACAGGGAGGCUUUAAGAGCUCCGAGCCAGAGCCUCACUUUCCUGUUAUUUGGCAUUUCGAAGUAAAGAGCCUGAACCUCUGCCGAGCGUCAUGGCAGCUCUGUUGACCGCGGUGGCCCUGCUGGCCCUGGUGUCCAGCAGCUUCUGUGAGGAGAAGCAGUUCCUGCAGCGAGCCGGCCAGGCCUUCAGCAGCAGAAAGGUCAGAUCUGUGAUGACCGUGACCAACGGGGAGAGGUUUGGAACCUGGACCUGGCCCGAGAUGUGUCCCGAUCAGUUCUUCGCUGUUGGAUUCAGUGUCAGGGUGGAGACCAACCAGUACGGGGCCGACGACACCGCUCUGAACGGAAUCCGCCUUUUCUGCGCCAAAGAUGGGAACCGGAACUUCCUGUACUACGUGGAGUCCCACACGGGCCACUUCGGCGAGUGGUCCCACCCCCAGUACUGCCCCAGCGGGGUCCUCACCUCCUUCCAGAUGCGCGUGGAGCCCCACCAGGGUCUGUUGGGUGACGACACGGCCGUCAACAACAUCAAGUUCCGCUGCAGCAGCAACCCCAUCCUGGAGGCCCCCGGCAUGGACUGGGGCGAGUACGGACACUGGAGCCCCGUGUGCCAGACCGGGGGGAUCUGCGGCAUCGAGACCAAGAUGGAGGAAUACCAGUGGGGUCUGGACGACUCCAGCCUCAACGAUGUCCGCUUCCACUGCUGCGACCAGCCUCAGCAGUGAUCAGCAGGUGAGACGUUCCAACACCUUCAACCCAAAGAUGACGAUGAAUAAAACAUUAACUGAAA
This is a messenger RNA of Austrofundulus limnaeus, 809 nucleotides long. Its product is annotated as vitelline membrane outer layer protein 1 homolog. NCBI's taxonomy places the organism in Eukaryota, Metazoa, Chordata, Actinopteri, Cyprinodontiformes, Rivulidae. The coding region runs from base 112 to 744 and encodes 210 amino acids. The record is from RefSeq and is a predicted model, not a curated record. The transcript is spliced from 4 exons.